Cetraspora pellucida is the source of this 1428-nucleotide messenger RNA. The record is from the annotation of a GenBank genome assembly. NCBI's taxonomy places the organism in Eukaryota, Fungi, Glomeromycota, Glomeromycetes, Diversisporales, Gigasporaceae.
AUGUCUAGUCGAAAUGGCCAUUACUUAAGAACUGUAGUUAAACUUAAUAAGCAUAAAGGUAAAUGUCCAAGAGAAGAUUCGCUUCGAAAGUGUCUUGAUCAAUACAUUAAAGGAACUCUCAAUUAUCGAGAUGACUUUUUUGAUUAUAGUGCUGAUCUUGAAGUAGAAUAUAAUCAACAAAUUAUUCAUUUUCCAGUAGCAUUUGUUCAUCCGAUAGACGUAUUAGAUGUUCAAAAUGCUAUAAAAUGUGGAACAGAAUUAGAUUAUCCAAUUGUUGCAAGAUCAGGCGGCCAUUCCUAUGAAGGUUACGGAAUUGGAGAUAAAGAUUGUUAUUUAGUUGUUGAUCUUGUAAACUUUAAUAAAACUACUAUCGAUAUAACUUCACAAACUGCUAUAAUCGAAACAGGAAAUAAAUUAAAUUCAUUAUAUUACAGUGUAAACCAAUAUGGAUUUGCAUCCCCAGGUGGAGUUUGUCCUUUUAUUGGAGUUGGUGGACUUAUAACGGGUGGUGGUGUAGGGUUUCUUAAUCGAAAAUUUGGAUUUUCAUCAGAUAAUAUUCUUGAUGCACAAAUUGUUUUAGCAAAUGGGACAAUAGUUAACAAUGCUAACAAAUAUCCUGAACUUCUCUGGGCUAUUCGCGGUGCAGGAAAUGCAGGCUAUGGAAUUAUUACAACUUUAACCCUCAAGAUAUACCCUAUCCCGAAGGUGGUAACUUCUCUUACUUUUAGAUAUGAUUGGGAUCAAAUUCCAUUAAUUAUCUCAGUAAUGAAUCAAUUCGGAAAUAAUUUUCAUCAGAAUUUAACUCUCUUAAUUUCAAUCUUUAAAUUCAAAACUUAUAUUGAUGGGAUUUACCUAGGGUCUGCAGAUGAAUUGCAACCUCAUGUGCAAGAAUUUAUUAAAUUAACUAAACCUAAAAGCGUAUCUUAUAGUGAAAAUGAUUUGUAUAAUUUACUUACUCGUAACUCAGGAUCAUUCAAUGAAACUGGAUCUUUUAAAGUAAAAUCAUUUUUCAUUAAUUCGAAUGGGUUAUCUGGUGAAGGAGUUCAACAUUUAAUGAAAUUUAUAGAAAGUUUCGAAUGUGGAUUCAGAAUUGAGAUAAUACUACUUGGUGGUGGAAGAGUUAAUGAGAUUAUGAGAAAUGAGACAGCAUUCGUUCACAGGGGUUUUAUGAAUCAUAUGGAAAUUAAAGCGGUAGAACCUUCUGAAAUGUGUUUACAGAAUUUAAAAUUUUUUGCUCAUCACUUUCAACAAAAAUAUACCAAUUACGAAAGUUAUCAAAAUUUAAUUGAUAGACAGUUGGAUAAUUGGCAAUGUAGAUACUAUAGAGAAAAUUUCGAAAAAUUGGUGGAAAUUAAACGAAAAUAUGAUCCUUAUAAUGUAUUUCAUUGGAAUCAAAGUAUACCUAUUAAUACUGAAAUUUCAUGUUAA